AUGUCAAAAGUCAGACAUUGUCAACAGAGACAUCAGGAGGUUAAAAGUCAGGUAGUGUCAAUAGAGACAUCAGGAGGUCAAAAGUCAGUGACAUCUGCCGUGUCCUGUGGAAGUGUCCAUAAUCACACUGGGUUCACAGACUUGGUGAAGAAGGAUCAGAAACUGGAAAACAAAGAAGCUCGUGGGUACGUGGUUCGAGACUCCUUGUACACGUUUCACUGUUGUGGUGUUAUCACAUCCUGGGAGAUAGUUGCCGGAUACACGGGAUCUAUAGAACUAAUGGUUUGGAAGUCAGCUGGGACGGACGACGAAAGACUUGUGGGGAAAAACGUCCGCAGUAUAGGAGAUAAAAAACUGACCAAUCACAGACAGAUACCCUUCUUUGAAGAUUAUAAAGGAGCGGCAUUCAACUUCAAAGCCACCUCCGUGAAUCCCCCGGGUGGAGAGGAACUGGGGGAGUUGCUUACGUUUAAUAUCCCGGAAGCGGAACAGAUUAUCGUGGAACCUGGUGACCGGAUUGGCUGGUAUUGCAGUAACUUCGAUAUCCUGGUGGCUUAUAGAAAAGGAGGACAGUCAAUAAAGAAUAAUUACUACAUGGAAGAUAUGACCAACACCAAUGUUGGGGAGACCGUCACAUUGUCGAAAAACGAUAAUGAUGCAACAUUCGGUAUAAAAGCUUAUACAGAACAAGGACGUGCUCCAACAUUCAGUGGUUUGCCGACUUCCGUCACAAUCGAUUCUGACCUUGCACAAGGGUCAACAAUCUACAUUCCAGUCGUUGACAAUCCGAAUUCUCUGGAUUCUUUCACCUUCUCUGAGACAGGUGUAGUGUCUACCUACUUCACAGUAAACAGCAUAACAGGGGUUGUGACAGUGAGUUUAUCCUCCACUCUCGUACCCGGUACGUAUACUGUUGACAUCACCGUGACGAAUACCUGUCUCUUCUCCACAACUGCUACACUCACAGUAAUAGUCCAAAAUAAGUCGCCUGUGAUACAAGGUCUACCCACGACAACCUCAAUUCACGAAGACACGACGGGGGAGACAACUCUCUAUGAAUUCCAGACAUCGGAUGCUGAAAGCGAUUCCGUCGCAUGUUCGCUUCCAAUAACCUCACCUUUUUAUAUAAAAAAAGAGACUGCAAGCCAUUUCGUGUGUUACAAGGGAAGCCCGGCCUUGUCUUACAGUACUCAAUCGUCAUACACGCUGUCUGUCCUGUGUACGGAUGGAUUCACAAACGUAUCAAGCACCGUAAAUAUCCUGGUAGUACAGAACCAGCCACCUGCCUUCACCAAUCUCCCAGGAGCUGUAACUGUUUCUGCAAAAAACACCGCGUCAUCAGUUUCUGUGUUCACCGUCACGGUUUCCGAUCCAGAUGAUAACUACACGAGCAUCAGUAUGACCUGUUCUUCAUGUCCUUUCACGUUGUACCCAGACGGCCGUGUUGUGACAAGUAAAAUCCUAAGGGAUGAGGCUGUGGCGUCAUUUGUACUGUCCAUUUCUCUAUCAGAUACCAAGGUUUCGGUAGGACCAGCACUUUUAACAGUCAUACUCACUGAUCACAAUUCUGCGCCGUCCUUUUCAAAUCUACCGACGACACUCUAUAUUCCGGAGACAACACCACUCGGAAGUAGCAUCUAUAAGCUUUCAUUUACUGACCCGGAUGUAAAUGAUACUCUAGGUGUCGCCACAGGUGCAAUACAACCUGUAUCUGGUGGCAGUCUAUUUGAAUUCAAUACAUCAGAUGGUUCUUUGUACGUAAGAUCCACAGCCACACUAGACUAUGAGUACCUCACAGUCAAAAACUACACCAUCAGUUACGUUGUUGAUGAUGGAAUUUCGUCAUCAACGUCUUCCGUUGAAAUCGUUGUACUAGACGAAAACGAGGCUCCGUCGUUUUCAUCUGCAACAUACUUUAUCUCAACAAAUGAAGAUAAUCCUGGAACUGCUCUGCCUUCUGCAUCCCUAAGUGUGAAUGACCCAGACGAUGGAGAUACGCACACUUACAGUAUUGACGGAGGAAUAGAUGCAGGUUACUUCAGUAUCAACAAAUCAACCGGUGAUAUCUCAUUUUCUGCCAUUUACGAUGUUUUACCGGGACAAAGUCCAAAAGUUACGGAACUCAUCGUCAAGGCAACCGAUAAUGGCGGACUUACGUGCACGACUACUGUGUCAGUUACUGUCUCCAACGUUAAUAAGCCUCCAACAUUUACAAAUAUUCCCAGUACCAUACAAAUUUCGGAGGAUAUCGCUGCCGGUUCAUCAAUCUACGCCAUAUCUACGAAUGAUCUCGACGGGGAUAUUGUACAGAUUCACAUGACGCCCGAUACCAUCAUGACGUCAUCUAUCAUCAUAUUCAAUUCUACACAAAAUGUGGUGUUCCUCGCCGACGGUUUCAGCCUUAAUUACGAGACUUGCUCCGUUCACAACCUGACCUUUGUGGCAUUUGAUGGAACAGACCAGUCCAUCCACUCAAUACUGACUAUUCAGGUUACGAACUCCAACGAACCUCCAGUCUUCUCGACAUCGUCUUAUCACGUCAGUGUACAAGAGGCACUGGCGGAUGAAGUUGUCUUUCGCGGGUCAUCAUUUACGGUUACAGACGAAGACACAAGCGACACGUUUACGUAUAGUAUAGAUGGUGGAACAGAGGCUUCCUUUUUUGCGAUCAACCAAUCUACGGGCAAUGUUUUAUUUGCUGCGGACUACGAUGUAUCCCCUUCUGAGAGUCCCAAAACGACAGAACUGAUAAUCAAGGCAACUGAUGCCGGAUAUCUAACCAGUACAACAACAUUAUUCGUCACAAUCACUAACGUUAACAAGCCACCGUACUUUUCAAACCUUCCUCAGAUUGUGACGAUUUCAGAGGAUAGUUCAACCGGAAGUACAAUUUACAUCACGUCCGCUGCUGACCCAGACCUUGACACUGUCCAGUUGUUCAUGACAACUGAUUCGUUGCUGACGUCAUCGAAAGUUACAUUUAAUAAUACUGGUGGGAUUUUGACGGUGAAUGCGCCUUUUGAUUACGAGACGUGCACAGUCCACAUUGUAACAUUUACAGCGUUCGAUGGGACUACUUAUUCGAACGCCGCCAACUUGACGAUACAUGUCACCAAUGCCAAUGAGAGUCCCGAAGUCGCACAGACGACGUAUUUCUUGUCAACAACAGAGGGAAAGAUAAAUGAAGAACUGACGCUUCCCGUUCCUUUAUUUCCUGUAAGUGACCCUGAUGGGGAUUUCCCUUUGACCUACAGCCUCGUUUCAAACAGCCACAGUCAAUAUUUUACAAUCAAUGCAACAUCUGGUGUGUUAUAUUACACUGUGGACUUCAUAUGUUCUCUUCUGUCACCGGAUGUAGCGGUGCUUGUCAUCAGAGUAUCGGACCCUAAUGGAGGAUAUAUAGACACAAAUAUUCAAAUAUCCAUCACUCAUACCAACACAAAGCCAACAGCUCUAAAUCUGCCGGCCAAUGUAACUUUCCCAGAAUCUUUUGCAAACGGCGGCUUCCUGUACACCGUGAAUCUAUAUGACCCGGAUGGCGAAUCGAUGAGCUGCAGAUUUCUUUAUUCCCCGUCUUCGGCCUUUUCAACAUUUGCAAUUACUCAGUACGGUUCGAGUCUGAAUGUUUCCCUGUCCGAGACGUUCGAUUACGAGGUUACCUCCCUUUAUACGAUUUACGUAAUCAUCAACGACGGAAUCGAGGACUCCGAUACGUAUGAAUUACGAAUUAUCAUCUCGGAUGUAAACGAACCGCCAUCUUUUUCUGAGAAUUUCUACGAUGUGACAACACAGGAAGAUAAGGCAGAUGAAGUUGUCUUUCCCGGGUCAUCAUUUACGGUUACAGACGAAGACACAGGCGACACGUUUACAUUAAGUAUAGAUGGUGGAACAGAGGCUUCUUCUUUUGCCAUUAACCAAUCUACGGGCAAUGUUUUAUUUGCUGCGGACUAUGAGGUUUCACCCUUUGAGAGUCCCAAAACGACAGAACUGAUAAUCAAGGCAACUGAUGCCGGAUAUUUAACCAGUACAACAACAUUAUUCGUCACAAUCACCAACGUUAACAAGCCACCGUACUUUUCAAACCUUCCUCAGAUUGUGACGAUUUCAGAGGAUAGUUCAACCGGAAGUACAAUUUACAUCACGUCCGCUGCUGACCCAGACCUUGACACUGUCCAGUUGUUCAUGACAACUGAUUCGUUGCUGACGUCAUCGAAAGUUACAUUUAAUAAUACUGGUGGGAUUUUGACGGUGAAUGCGCCUUUUGAUUACGAGACGUGCACAGUCCACAUUGUAACAUUUACAGCGUUCGAUGGGACUACUUAUUCGAACGCCGCCAACUUGACGAUACAUGUCACCAAUGCCAAUGAGAGUCCCGAAGUCGCACAGACGACGUAUUUCUUGUCAACAACAGAGGGAAAGAUAAAUGAAGAACUGACGCUUCCCGUUCCUUUAUUUCCUGUAAGUGACCCUGAUGGGGAUUUCCCUUUGACCUACAGCCUCGUUUCAAACAGCCACAGUCAAUAUUUUACAAUCAAUGCAACAUCUGGUGUGUUAUAUUACACUGUGGACUUCAUCUGUUCUCUUCUGUCACCGGAUGUAGCUGUGCUUGUCAUUAGAGUAUCGGACCCUAAUGGAGGAUACAUUGACACAAAUAUUCAAAUAUCCAUCACUCAUACCAACACAAAGCCAACAGCUCUAAAUCUGCCGGCCAAUGUAACUUUCCCAGAAUCUUUUGCAAACGGCGGCUUCCUGUACACCGUGAAUCUAUAUGACCCGGAUGGCGAAUCGAUGAGCUGCAGAUUUCUUUAUACCCCGUCUUCGGCCUUUUCAACAUUUGCAAUUACUCAGUACGGUUCGAGUCUGAAUGUUUCCCUGUCCGGGACGUUUGAUUACGAGGUUACCUCCCUUUAUACGAUUUACGUAAUCAUCAACGACGGAAUCGAGGACUCCGAUACGUAUGAAUUACGAAUUAUCAUCUCGGAUGUAAACGAACCGCCAUCUUUUUCUGAGAAUUUCUACAAUGUGACAACACAGGAAGAUAAGGCGGAUGGAGUGGUCUUUCCCGGGUCAUCAUUUACGGUUACAGAUGAAGACACAGGCGACACGUUUACAUUAAAUAUAGAUGGUGGAACAGAGACUUCUUCUUUUGCCAUUAACCAAUCUACGGGCAAUGUUUUAUUUGCUGCGGACUAUGAGGUUUCACCUUUUGAGAGUCCCAAAACGACAGAACUGAUAAUCAAGGCAACUGAUGCCGGAUAUCUAACCAGUACAACAACAUUAUUCGUCACAAUCACCAACGUUAACAAGCCACCGUACUUUUCAAACCUUCCUCAGAUUGUGACUAUUUCAGAGGAUAGUUCAACCGGAAGUAGAAUUUACAUCACGUCCGCUGCUGACCCAGACCUUGACACUGUCCAGUUGUUCAUGACAACUGAUUCGUUGCUGACGUCAUCGAAAGUUACAUUUAAUAAUACUGGUGGGAUUUUGACGGUGAAUGCGCCUUUUGAUUACGAGACAUGCACAGUCCACAUUGUAACAUUUACAGCGUUCGAUGGGACUACUUAUUCGAACGCCGCCAACUUGACAAUACAUGUCACCAAUGCCAAUGAGAGUCCCGAAGUCGCACAGACGACGUAUUUCUUGUCAACAACAGAGGGAAAGAUAAAUGAAGAACUGACGCUUCCCGUUCCUUUAUUUCCUGUAAGUGACCCUGAUGGGGAUUUCCCUUUGACCUACAGCCUCGUUUCAAACAGCCACAGUCAAUAUUUUACAAUCAAUGCAACAUCUGGUGUGUUAUAUUACACUGUGGACUUCAUAUGUUCUCUUCUGUCACCGGAUGUAGCUGUGCUUGUCAUUAGAGUAUCGGACCCUAAUGGAGGAUACAUUGACACAAAUAUUCAAAUAUCCAUCACUCAUACCAACACAAAGCCAACAGCUCUAAAUCUACCGGCCAAUGUAACCUUCCCAGAAUCUUUUGCAAACAGCGGCUUCCUGUACACCGUGAAUCUAUAUGACCCGGAUGGCGAAUCGAUGAGCUGCAGAUUUCUUUAUUCCCCGUCUUCGGCCUUUUCAACAUUUGCAAUUACUCAGUACGGUUCAAGUCUGAAUGUUUCCCUGUCCGAGACGUUCGAUUACGAGGUUACCUCCCUUUAUACGAUUUACGUAAUCAUUAACGACGGAAUCGAAGACUCCGAUACGUAUGAAUUACGAAUUAUCAUCUCGGAUGUAAACGAACCGCCAUCUUUUUCUGAGAAUUUCUACGAAGUGACAACACAGGAAGAUGAGAAUGGCACUUUGAUCUCCAAUGUCAUCAAUUUCGCCGAUGAAGAUUCAGGAGACAUCCUUUCAGUCUCGAUAAAAGAUGGCAACGGGCAUGGGAGAUUCUAUCUGGACGGAUCUGCAAGGCUUUUCUUUCAUGUUGAUUAUGACGUUGAUGAUACAUCAUUUCCGGAAAUUGUGAAUUUGACCUUGGAGGCAAAAGACUUGGGGAUGCUUUCAGCCACAACAUUAGUGAGAGUAACAAUUUCUGACGUCAAUGACAAUGCACCUUUAUUUGGGACAACUCAAUAUGUCCAUUCUACGCCGAACUCGACCGUUGGAUCAACAGUACUAACAGUGAGUGCAACAGAUCUAGAUAGUGGUCUUAAUGGCGAAUGUGUAUAUCUACUAAACAAUUCAUAUUCCAACCCUUACCGGGAUAACUUUGCCGUGUCUGAAUCUGGCACAGUUUUGCUUAUGAAGUCGGUAGAUAAUUAUUCUCCCGACCACGUGUUCACCUUUGAUGUCAUAGUGAAUGAUAAAGGUACACCACCUCUUUCGUCAACCUCUGCAGUUCGACUUGUAAUUACACAGGAGGUUGUUAGUGUAGAGACAGUCACUAGUGCGCAAGUCGCAGAACAACAGGAAGUAGAUGUUGCAAAUCUUCUAGCGAGACCGGAAAUGCUUGGCAUGUUUGGGGCUGUUAUCGCUGGCAUUGUGUUCACAGCAAUAGGUAAUAUCGUCUGUUGGUUACGGUCGAAAGCUACUGGAAAGGAAAUUCCGGCUUCACAACUUAACAAGAAGACUCCAGUGCCGAACCCGCCCCUUAAGAAGCCGAAGAUGCCCCGGUCUUUCUCUAUCGACACCCCUGUGGAAGACUAUAGCUGCUGGGACGAAGUGAGUGAGAGUGGAAAAAGUAAAUUAUCCCAGACUUCCUCCGACCCCGGAGUUUCUACGUCACGUGUUGAGGUCAUUACGCCGUUUCCUCCACAUGGGACAUCGUUCCACGUGCCUUUGUCACGCACCAGGAGUAUAACCCAAUACGUGAGUCACAUGCCCGGGAGCAGCUCUGCUGGAUUUAUAUAG
Ylistrum balloti is the source of this 7344-nucleotide messenger RNA. Its product is annotated as protocadherin Fat 4-like. Gene Ontology annotation, cellular component: plasma membrane. The transcript has 31 exons. Gene Ontology annotation, molecular function: calcium ion binding. The coding region runs from base 1 to 7344 and encodes 2447 amino acids. Gene Ontology annotation, biological process: homophilic cell-cell adhesion. The record is from RefSeq and is a predicted model, not a curated record. NCBI's taxonomy places the organism in Eukaryota, Metazoa, Mollusca, Bivalvia, Pectinida, Pectinidae.